AUGGACAUCUUACAAGACGUGGUCCAAUCUAUCAACGACACUCCCAAUCGUUCGUUGAACGGUCGCACCCCGGCUUCCGUGACGAAAGCAAACGAAGAAGAGGUGAGGUUAGACGCCUACCUCGUUCGUCGUCGAAAAGCCACCCAGGUCCCUCGGGUGAAGAAAUCAAACAAGUCGAAGAAACGUUUGCCUUACAAGUUUAAGAUAGGAGACCAAGUGCGGAUCACACACCUACGACGUCCUUUUCAACGGGAUUACGACCAAACCUACACGGAAGAAAUUUUUGUGAUUCGAGAUCGAUUGGUGUCUCAAGGCAUCCCCAUCUAUAAAUUGAAGGACUUGACAGACGAUCCCAUCCAGGGAACCUUCUAUGCCAGUGAACUCCAAAAGGUCUUGAAAGACGAGGAGACCAUUUGGAGAAUCGACAAGAUUCUGCGUAAACGCAAGGUUCGCGGAAAAGAAGAAGUUCUAGUGAGAUGGUUGGGGUGGCCCAAAAAAUUCGACAGCUGGAUCCCGAAAGGCGAUAUAAAAGAGACGUGA
Molecule: messenger RNA, 540 nt
Organism: Saccostrea echinata
Lineage: Eukaryota; Metazoa; Mollusca; Bivalvia; Ostreida; Ostreidae
Exons: 1
Coding region: 1-540 (179 amino acids)
Source: RefSeq, a predicted model, not a curated record